Linum tenue is the source of this 3007-nucleotide messenger RNA. The record is from the annotation of a GenBank genome assembly. NCBI's taxonomy places the organism in Eukaryota, Viridiplantae, Streptophyta, Magnoliopsida, Malpighiales, Linaceae.
AUGAAUCAUAACGCAUUGCUUUUUGCUGCGCUAGCAAAACACAAACUGCGAAGUCGAAGCACCUUUUCCGCGCAAGCCAAAAUCCUUUCUUCUUCCAGACCCUAGAGCUAGAUUGAGCCGACGUAGUACGGGUGGGUUACCACGGUGCAAUACAGAGACCGGCGAAAUGAGCGUGAUCGACAUCCUAACGCGAGUCGAUGCGAUCUGCAACAAGUACGACAAAUACGACGUCGAGAAGCAGAAGAAUCUCAAUGUCUCCGGCUCCGGGGACGACGCGUUCGCUCGCGGUUACGCCGCCGUUGACGCCGAAAUCGAAGCCGCUCUUGAGAAAGCGGAGCUUGCUUCCAAGGAGAAAAGCAAGGCGUCCAAUGUAGCUCUCAAUGCCGAGCUCCGUCGGACCAAGGCGAAAUUGCUCGAGGAGGUUCCAAAGUUGCAGAGGCUUGCAAUAAAGAAGGUAAAAGGCCUUUCGACAGAAGACUUUGCAGCCCGCAAUGACUUGGUGCUUGCAUUGCCAGAUAGAAUCCAAGCUAUUCCAGACGGUUCUGCAGCUGCAGCAAAACAACCUGGAGGUUGGGGGCCCUCAGCUUCCCACACAGAAAUCAAAUUUGAUUCAGAUGGUCGGUUUGAUGAUGAAUACUUUCAAGAAUCUGAGCAGUCAAAUCAGUUUAGGCAGGAGCAUGAAACACGUAAGAGGAGGCAGGAUCAAGGUCUGGAGAUGAUUUCAGAAGGUUUGGAUACUUUGAAAAACAUGGCUCAUGACAUGAAUGAGGAACUGGACAGGCAAGUUCCUCUGGCUGAUGAAAUCGAUUCCAAGGUGGACAAGGCAGCUUCUGACCUUAAGAACACCAAUAUUAGACUUAAGCACACUGUUACUCAGUUGAGAUCCAGCAGGAAUUUCUGCAUCGAUAUUGUUUUGUUGAUCAUAAUCUUGGGCAUCGCUGCUUAUUUGUACAAUGUACUGAAGAAAUGAAACAAAGGGGUACUGUUGAUGGACUUAUCUCACGUUGUGAUAUGUUUGGCUUUCCUUUGCACUGUAAUGUACCUCAAUGACUCCGCUUGCUUGCCUUCCGUGUUUGGCUUGUCAAUCCUGUUUAUGAGUUUUCUGGCGCCAACUUGAAUGUACCUUUCUUGUGUAAAGAUCUCAGAAGUCAGUCAUAUAUGUAUUCAGUUAUCUUCUUUCCUGUUUGUCGAGCAGUAAAUUAUUUUGUGAUCUAAUUUUCCCAUAUUAUCUCUGACUUACGUCUAGUUUAAGUGAAAUGGUCUAGAAGCAGAAGCAGAAAAGCGCGAGUUCUAGAAGAGACGUAUCUUAUUAUAUGUCUCGGUGGCAGUUGAGGGUCACUAAGUUGAAUAUGAUUUCCUUAUUAGAUCACUGGGUUGAGGAUUCCUGCAUCUAGAGGUACAAUAUUUCUGACUUUGUAGUAAACCAGUGAGUGUAAUCUCAUGCCAAGCAAUCUGUACAAAAAGUAUAACUGGAGUACAUGGCAUAAAGUAUAUAACAUUUUCUUUUGAAACGAUUCUAGUGAUUCUUCAUAUGUCUCGGUUAUAUUUAGACCCUUCUCCAGCUGAGGCCACUCAUGUUGACGUUGUGAUGAAUUCAUUCCUUCUGACUGAUGAGGUCUGUAAGGAUUACUGUUCAAAUUGAUCCUAGGAAAUGCGCUGUAUAUUAUUGCCUGAUAAGAUCAACCGCAUAUUUUAUUUGCCUUUUGGAUAUUUACCAUAUCUGUGUGGGCUGUAAAAGUAUUAGAGAUAUGGUUGCUCCUCCCAGAAAAUUACUGUUACAAAAUUUGUAGAAAUUCUAGGACCUGACUUUUCUGCGUAGUAGUUGCUAAUGAUCUUCUGGAACAACUCUCAACAUAAAAGAGUUUUCCUUUUGUACUCGAUGAAACCGAUUACUACAAAUUAUGUACCUUUUAUCAUGGUGGGUCCUUCUCUGGUGUCUAGUUGGUUGCUCUGAAACUUAAAGUUACGAAGCUAUUCAUAUUCUGCCUAAUGGGUUUGCUGUAGAGCACCAUCAUUAGUGUUCUAAAACUGAUCGUCUCCACAAAAGUUGAUAUCGAAGGUAUCCUCACAUAUAGAUAUCAUCGUAUCUUCGUCGAAAUCUCCAUUUUUAGGCUUCUUGCCUAGUGGUGCAGGAGGAAAAAUCUUGAGAUGCAAAUAUGUAAGGCAGCAUUGGGCACUCCUUGUAGAGGCUCCUAGGGCUACUACACUUUUGCCUAACCCGGCAUAGGACCCAGUCGUCUAACUGCAAGGAAAGAGGGGAAGGAGUUGUGAGUUUUGAGAGAAUAUGAAUAGGGAAAAGAGAUUAAAAUGAAGGGUGUAUUUAUUGUUACUUACCCUCAUGGACCCUUUUUGCCUGGCAGUGGAGACCACAGUAUCAGGCAGCCUAUAUUCAUACAUGAUCCAGUCAGUCUUAAUUCCCUUAGGAGGGCGGCCUUUGUAGAAGACAAGAGCCUUCUUGACACCGACGCUUGACAUUGCAGUUGAGGUAAGAAUGGGCUUGUCUGUCCCGGUUGCCUUCCAAUAGCCUGAAGCUGCUGCCCUGUUGGGGCGGGCUCCGUUUGGGUACUUCCUGUUCCUGGGUGUGAAGAAGUACCAUUCGUCCUCUCCAAAGAGCGCCUUGCCUGAUUGUUGCAUACACGGAAAGUUAGGAAGUAGGAAGCAGAAAAGGAAAUGGAGAAGUGGGGAAUUGGCAUUCCUUUCAUAGCAGUAAGGAGGAGGGAGGGGAGUAAUAAUAAUAGCAAUACGUACUUGGUAGGUCCCAUGGGUCGUACUUGUAGAGGUCGAUCUCGGCAACAAUGGAAGCUGGUAGAGGAGCUGAUCGAAUUCUGUUGUUCAAGUACUGAACUAUGAGUUCUUCAUCGGUUGGGUAGAAUCGAAAGCCCGGGGGUAGAUGGAUGUCUGACCCGGAUUUGGUUUCCAUUAUGGGAGGGAGGUUAGAAUAGAAACAGGGUGUUUCUGUUGAGGUUUAGAAAAUGGUGGAAGGAAGGGUUUGGACUUUGGAGGGAGU